AUGCAGUUACCAGUAGGGUUUAUUUCGGUUCAUACGGAUGCAGUCGUGUUUUUGGAAACUCAAGAGGUCACGUUUGGGGUUAUUAUCAAGGAUAAUCGUGGGGAAUAUAUUGCUGCAAAAAGUGGUCAUCUUCGCUGCCUACUUGAUGCCCAUAUUGCGGAGGCAGUAGCGAUUAGGGUGGCCCUGUCUUGGGUCAAGGAGCGAGGUCAUUCUAAAGUCAUGAUGUACACAGACUGUCAGAUGGUAUGCAAGUUGUUCAAUGGUAAUUUACUAGAUCUUUCAUUUGCAGGCUGUGUUAUUAAUGAUUGUCGUGAGUUAAGCCGACACUUUGAAUCAGUGUCUGUUAAAUUUAUAUCUAGAUCAGUGAAUAAGGCUGCCCAUGUGCUAGCUAGGGCUGCUCGUUCUCUGGUCCGUUUAUUUGGCAUUCUUCUAUUCCUUCUUGUAUUGAACAAUUUGUUUAAUGAAUGA
This is a messenger RNA of Ipomoea triloba (trilobed morning glory), 468 nucleotides long. RefSeq lists its product as uncharacterized. The transcript has a single exon. Gene Ontology annotation, molecular function: nucleic acid binding; RNA-DNA hybrid ribonuclease activity. The coding region runs from base 1 to 468 and encodes 155 amino acids. The record is from RefSeq and is a predicted model, not a curated record. NCBI's taxonomy places the organism in Eukaryota, Viridiplantae, Streptophyta, Magnoliopsida, Solanales, Convolvulaceae.